AUGAAGGGCUACCCCGACGCGGAAGAAAGAUCGGAGAUCGGCACUUCCCACCACCAUGACCGAACUUGUCCCCACGAGCAACAGCAAGCCUCGAUGGAAGAUUUUCACCCUCCCGUUGCCAAGGGUGCCCCGAGAGUUCCAGGAGCAAACUCCUUCGCACAACCGAAUUCGUUUUAUCCCGCCGGAUAUCGAUCACCUUCACCAGGCUGGCCGCCCUCGAUUGCAGGCCGUUCGGAAUCUUUCACACUAGUCGACAGUGCUGCUGGAUCCCGGUCCAGCGUUCGCUCAUGGCAAACCGAACGGCAGACGCCGGUCGAUUCUACCCUGUCAACUCGCCAUGGUGUUUCAUUCCCCACUGACUCUGGCCCUUCAACGCCCAUGAAUCAAAGCCACAUCAGCCUCACCGGGCUCCUCAAGCAAGCUCAACCACCAGCUGGCGGCAAGGACUGGACUGAGCAUGGCGGCGUUGAAAUCGUGCACAAGCGGGAUGACAGCAACAUUUGGAAAGGCUGGAGACGGCGUCUUUUCAGGCUGGUUCCCUUCCUGACCGUGGUCAACACUGCUUUCUACUUCAUUUAUUUGGGUCUGCGUAUUGCAUGCGUUGUCUCGGCGCAAAAGACGUUUCAGACGACUUACCACGCCGCUUGGCUUUUCAUCGCCGUGGAAAUAGCUGUCGCUCUUCCUUCACUACUGCACAACAGCUGGACUGUCAUGUCAGUAAAGAAGCGAUAUAGACCCAAGCUUCGCCUGAGAGGUGAGGACGUCCCUACCGUCGAUGUCUUUGUCACUUGCUGUGGCGAGGACGAUGAUCUUGUCAUGGACACUGUCCGAGGCGCGUGCGACGUCGACUACCCUUACGACAAGUUCCGUGUCAUUGUCCUGGAUGACGGCAAGUCAGAGACCCUCGAGGCUGCCAUCUCCCGCCUGGCCACGUCUCAUUGUAACCUCUACUACAUGGCUCGUGAGAAGAUUCCCGGAAGGCCUCACCACUUCAAAGCUGGUAAUCUCAACUACGGCCUCGAGCAAAGCCGGCUGCUUCCCGGCGGUGCUGGGCAGUUUAUGGCCGCCCUGGACGCCGACAUGAUUCCCGAGCGUGAAUGGCUCCGAGCAACUCUUCCUCACCUCCUCAUUGAUAGCAAGAUGGCUCUCGCGUGCCCUCCCCAGCUGUUCUAUAACACGCCGCCGUCCGACCCUCUCUCGCAAAGUCUCAAUUUCUUUGUUCACGUCAUCGAGCCCAUCAAGGACUCGCUUGGUGUUGCCUGGUGCACCGGCUCCGGCUAUGUCGUGCGACGUGAAGCCCUCGACGAAAUUGGCAAUUUUCCUCUCGGAUCGUUGGCCGAAGAUGUCGCCACUUCCUCUCUCAUGCUGGGCAAGGGCUGGAAGACUGCCUACGUUCACGAACCGCUUCAAUUCGGUACCGUCCCCGGAGAUUUCGGAAGUCACUUGAAGCAGCGCACUCGUUGGGCCAUUGGGACCGUAGACACAUCAUUCAAGCUCAAUUUUUGUUUGUGGGGUGAAAAGGUUCGCAAAAUGACGGCUGCCCAGCGAUUCUCGGGAUUCCUCUACGCCACGCUCAGCUUACACACGAUACUCGUCUCCAUCUCGAUGUUUGGCAUUCCCGUCAUUCUGAUCAUGGGCAAAGCUUUGGUUGCCUACGCCACGGAGGAGCAGCUCCGUUGGCUCAUUCGCGCGUGCUUUGUUUCCACCAUCAGCAACCGUCUAUGGGAUUUUGUCCUCUUCGCGCCUGCCGGCUACCACACCGGCCAGCGUGAAUCCCGAUACCAGCUUUGGAUGUCGCCCUACAUCGCUCUGUGUCUCAUCCGUUCCUUUCUGCUACCCAAGUGGCUGGGAGGCCAGGUGCAAGCCUUCAAACCUACGGGUUCCUUGGCCUCGGCUUUGAACGAGCGUCACCCCGCACUCAAGAAGAACAUGGUCCGCCGCCUCUGGACCAUUCUCGUCAACUACAUGGGAUUCUUCCACCUGGCAUUUGUUUACACGACUCUUGUUGGCGUGGUGCUGACCUCGUACCGAUGCUUCGUUCGCACAGACAGCACACGUUCGCUUUUGCUCUGCCUGGUGACGCAUGCCUUUUGGCCGCCAUUGACCUUUAUGUUUUUGUGCAGCUCUGCGUGGACACCAGUCGCCUAUGCCAUCGACCCGCCGCAGAUAGAAGAGCGCGAGCACCUCCUCGUCCGCGACCCUAAGACCAUGGUUGCCCAUCCUACCGCCAAGAGCAAGAAGAUUGCCUUUGGCGGCCAGGCUGCUUGGUUCGAGUUUGAGCUGACCACGUCCACCAUUUAUACGGGUCUGAUUUUUGCGCUCUCCUUUGUACGAGUCUAA
Molecule: messenger RNA, 2340 nt
Organism: Metarhizium album ARSEF 1941
Lineage: Eukaryota; Fungi; Ascomycota; Sordariomycetes; Hypocreales; Clavicipitaceae
Product: Glycosyl transferase, family 2
Exons: 3
Coding region: 1-2340 (779 amino acids)
Source: RefSeq, a predicted model, not a curated record